AUGUCGCGAGAAGGCACUCUCCCGGCGGAACGCGCUCGCUUCUACGCUUGCGAGAUGAUCCAAGGGCUCAAGGCCCUGCACGAGGCCAAGAUAACUCACGGAAACCUGAAGCCCGACAACAUCCUCUUCAACACCUUCGGCCACGUCGUCAUAUCUGGCUUUGGUUCGAAUACAAAGACAUUACCAUCAUCGCCGAGUACGACUGGGGAGACGACGAAGUCCAUGCUUUACCAAGCCCCGGAACAACUGUUGGGUUGGAGCCACGACACCCACGUAGACUGCUGGAGCUUUGGCGAGGUGCUCUUUACGAUGCUCUUCGGAUGCGUGAGUGCGGAAGGGUGUUUCAUACAUCAUGGCUGGCUGAUUGCUUGA
Messenger RNA from Coniophora puteana RWD-64-598 SS2, 372 nucleotides. RefSeq names its product kinase-like protein. Gene Ontology annotation, molecular function: protein kinase activity; ATP binding. Gene Ontology annotation, biological process: protein phosphorylation. The record is from RefSeq and is a predicted model, not a curated record. Bases 1 to 372 code for a protein of 123 amino acids. NCBI's taxonomy places the organism in Eukaryota, Fungi, Basidiomycota, Agaricomycetes, Boletales, Coniophoraceae. The transcript is spliced from 2 exons.